Blepharisma stoltei is the source of this 4061-nucleotide messenger RNA. The record is from the annotation of a GenBank genome assembly. NCBI's taxonomy places the organism in Eukaryota, Ciliophora, Heterotrichea, Heterotrichida, Blepharismidae.
AUGGAGCCUGUCUAUAGCGACGAAGAGACAGAUGAUCUCAAAUCUAAAGCUUCUAAUCCCAUGGCAAGGCCAGCCAAUGAAUUUCAGCUCAUCAAAUUCAAAGAACUUAUUCUAAUUAGGGCAAAUCUCGUUAUAAAACAAAAAAUUUAUAUUAACUGGCUUUGCCAGCACCAAUAUCAUAUUUUAUAUAAAAAAGUAUAUUACACUUUAUAAAGAAAAACUCAACGAAAUCCAAAAAAUCAAAUCAGAAGAACCUUGUCAUCCUAGAGCUAUGGCAACUGAAUACCAGGGCUUUGAAAAAGCAAUAGGCAUCUUGGAAAUGGUGAAUACAAGCAACAGCGAUUUAAACAAAGUCUAUACAGUCUUCACUUACUUAAUCUCAGAAAUCAGGCUUGCAAGGGAAUAUAUUGACACAAAUGUAAUUCCUGCUUUAAACUUCUACGGAGAAGGCACUCCACAAGACCAAGAGCUUGAAGAAGGUGACGCUGAGCUCAUGAUUGGAAAAAUUAUAGGGUUUUUAGGGGAAACCUUUGAGAAUUUGUCAUAUCUGAACAGUUUGGUUAUUAACAUGGUGCAUCAGCUGCAUUGCCUUUUUAAUAAAAAACAAGCUAAAAGUCAUGAUAUGUAUACAAAGCUAUUUAAGUAUGUAUCCUAUAUAAAAUAGCACAUUUUUAGGCUAUAGUAUAUAAAGCUACUAAUUUUUCUAAAUUAAAGUGCUUGCUUUUAAAGAAAAAUAAAUGGUAAUAUUUAUAAAUAUAUACACCCUAUGUGUGCUUUUGACGCUUUAGGCAUGAUUUUAGGAGCUUUAGCUUCUAUUGAUGCUGUGGUCGCUGAUAAUGAAAAUUUAACUAACCAUUGGGAACUUUAUAAAAGGAUGAUGCAAUUUGUGAAAUCAGCUCCUUCGAAAUACAAUAUUAAUGAAAGGCAAGAAAAACAGCUGAGAAAAUGCUGCUUGCAGCUGGAUAGAACCAUUCUUGGAGCAAGCUGCUUACAAGUCUGCUUAACCCAAAAAGCAUUUGAGCCUGGCAUUUCAAGCAAUAAAGAGCUGCAAGCUGAAUUCCAGCAAUACUUCAGAAUAAAACUUGAUAAAAUCUACAAUACCAUCGAUACUCAAUUCGAGUGGCAAGAAUCUAAACAGGUCGUUGACGUCCUAUGUCUCUAUUUCUUAUACAGAAGACUCUACCCUAAAGAUUUUGAUAAAAAAUUAUUCAAAGCUUUUUGGAGCCUCCAAAAAAAGGCUCCAGCAGUCAGUAUCACUGGACUUGUCCUAAUCUAUCCAAGUGAACUAUUAAUGAAGCACUCUCCACCUCCAAAAAGUAUAACCCUAGAGCCUAAAGAUCCAGACGCUUAUAUUUCUCAAUUUAUUCAAAAAUCUGAUGAGCAGCUUAGCAAUUAUGUCCAGUUUUGGCAUACAAAAUUUUCCUUAUGGUCUUCUCGUAUGCAGAGCUUUUUGAAUACUUCGUCAUCAAUAUCAGGGUCCCAAGAACAAUUACAGUCCUCACAAGGAAAAUUAUUAUUACAAGGGCUAAUAUUAGCUUAUCAGAUUCAAAAUUACGUCCAAACUAAUACAGCGCUGCAUGAACACCAUGGAGUUCCUUUUUCAGCUAAUUUUAUUCCAUUAAUAAUGGAAGCCAUAGAGCUUAUAAAAGCCAUUUCAUCAACUUUAGAAAGAAAACAAGAAAUUAUUGCCUUGAACCUUGGAGGGAUUAUGAAACUUAUUAUUGAUGAAGGGAUAAGACCAUUUGAUACCAUUAGAGAAAAAAAUUAUGGGAAAAAAGGGGAAACGGCGACGGAUUUAAUGAAUGUUUAUAGAUUGGUCCAAGAUUUGGCCAAAGGGUGCAUGAAUGCUACAAGAAUUGAUAUUUUGAGGUUUUCUAAUGAGAUUUUAGAUAUGAAAAGUGAGCUUAGAGAUAAUGAUAGGAGCAUUGUAAAUGACUGCAUUUGGAGACUUGGGAUUUUAGCUGAUUAUCAAGAUAACUUGAAACGGUCGACGGACUGUUCAUUUGUGUAUUGGAUUCAGGAAUUAAAUACCCAUUUCUUAAGCUUUAUAUAUGCAGAGCCUGCAAAUGUACAUAGGUUGAAGUACUUGUACAUGGCUUUAGAAGACUCUGCUUAUCAGCUGCUAGCAAGCAAACAUAUGGAAGAUCCGAAGUCUCUAAAGGACAAUUAUUUGAAGGAUAGAGAAGACGAGCUGGUGAAUCAGGUGAUUAUGCCACUAGCAAGGGCUAUUGAGAGUGAUUUACGUUUGCAGAUCCAUUCAUUAUAUAUAAGUGGGAUUGAGAAACAAAAUCCUCUAGAAUCAAGCAAUCUUUCAUGGUUCCUUGAAAGCCAGCCUUUGCAAUUUUGUGAAAAAAUCAUUGAUAUUAAGAAAAGAAUUGAAGGGUACCUUGAUGAAACUUUCUACAACAUGACUGCAUUAAACCUUAACGACUGAAGAGUUUACGAAGAAAUGAGAUCUCUUGCUAACUCCCCCCCCCCCUCCGUGAGCGAACAAAAAAAAAUUUUGUUCGCUCACGGAGGGGGGUUAAUUUUUUUUUUUUUAAAAAAAAUUUAUAUAUAAAUUUUAUAAAAAAUAUUUUUUUCGAAAUUUAAAAAAAUCCUAAUUUGCAAAAAUUGGGAAGCAAAUAUUAAUUUAAUUUGCAAAAUUUAUGUUUUAAAACGCAAUUCGUUUAAAAUUAAACAGAAUUAGCUCUAGAUUUCAUUAUACUAAUUAUCACUUAUAUAUCAAAAUUUUUUUUCCAUUAAAAUUUUUUUCUAUUAAAAAAAUUUUUGUUCACUCACGGAGGGUGGGUUUUUGGUCAAAAAAUGGCGAUUUUUCUAAUGGUUUUGUUCGCUCACGGAGGGGGGGGGGGGGAGUAAGCAAAAGUACAAUAUGGUCUUAAGCGAGGUCCAUUUACCAAGCAAACAUCUAGACCAAGGUAUGGAUUUAUUGGAAAUCACUAGAAAGCUCCCAAGCUUUGUGAACGGUUUUAAAUACAACCUUCACAACCAAUUUUUCAUGGAAGCUACAUCAGGAGAUGAUAAGCAUGUAAGAUGUGUGUCUUUUAUGCAUAUAACAAAUUCAUUAAAAACUCAUGGGCUUGGCUUAAUUAACAGCACAAUAAACACCACUUACAAGCUCCUCGCUAAAAAAUUCCAAGUUUUCUCACAAUUUCUAUUUGAUGACCACAUUUUUUCACAAUUAGUCAAAGAUAAAAAAUUCUUUGAAGCAAACCGAGACCAAUUGAACCAAUUGAUGCCAUAUGAUAGACCAGAAACUUUCUUAAAAGAAAUCAAAAGACUUGGGACUUUUGAAGGUGGAGCUACUUAUAUUGAUAAAUUUAGACAGCUAAUUACCCAGAUUGGAAAUACACUUGGGCUGAUUCGUAUGAUAAAAACUGCAGGCUUAAAUUUGACAGCCACUAAAACUCAAUUUAUUCCAAAUCGAUUUCUGAUUUUUUAAAAAAUUAUUAUUAAUAUUAAUUUUUAUUUUUUUUUAAUUUAAAACUCCAAAUACCCAAGAAAUUCCUGAAUUCACAGAGCUGGCAAAAGAAUAUUCUCCAUCCACUGAUAUCUCUACCAAGGUUCUAGAUAGCAUCAUUGCUUCAUUAACCAAAAAUUUCACUGAAGAUACCGAAUAUUUCAGCAUUCUCGUCAAAACUUUCCAAGGUGUCCUAAAUAACAGUGAAGCCAAGCAUCUAAAAUAUUUUUACCUAAUAAUUCCAGCCCUCACAAUUAGCUUUAUAGAAAAUAUUUUAGUAGCUAAAGACAAGCUUACGAAGAAAAAAGCAGACGACAUGUACUUUACUGUAAAUUUUAUAUAGGAUGAUGGCUUUGCUGUAGGCUUAGCUUAUAUUUUAAGAAUUUUGGAACAAGAAAACGACUUUGACUCUUUACAUUGGUUUGAAAGCGUUGAACAAAAGUUUGAACAGGAAGAAGAAAGGCUAAAUAAUAUCAAAAACCAAGAAGAAGUCAUGAAAAUGCAACAAAUUUCUCUCAGAAAAAUCAUAGUGUUUAGGCAGGAGUUCGAGCUAUUGAAGUAUUGCUUCUUAGGUGCAAGAAUAUUCUUUAGUCAAGCCUAA